Messenger RNA from Macadamia integrifolia, 2022 nucleotides. RefSeq names its product B3 domain-containing protein Os11g0156000-like. The record is from RefSeq and is a predicted model, not a curated record. Gene Ontology annotation, molecular function: DNA-binding transcription factor activity; DNA binding. The transcript is spliced from 3 exons. Bases 144 to 1382 code for a protein of 412 amino acids. Lineage: Eukaryota; Viridiplantae; Streptophyta; Magnoliopsida; Proteales; Proteaceae.
UCAAGUCUCAAUUCUCAUCCCACACACUCCCACCUCUCUCUCUCUCUCUCUCUCUCUCUCAAAAGCACACACACAAGCGCACAAUGUUCAUAGACUAAUUUUCUUCUUCAGAAGAGUUUUGGUGGGCACAAGUCACAGAACCCAUGAUGGACCCAGCACCAAAGAUCCCAUCUUCAGCAUACAAAAGCAGACUCCCUCAACACAACGGUCUGUGGGGCGCUCAAAUUUACGAGGACCAUCACCCGGGCCGCCACCCACGCUGGCUCCAACCGACGACCUGCUUCCAAACUGAGAACGAGGAGGCGGCCGCCGCUACAACAGCAGCAGCAGCAGCAGCGGAGAUGUUCCGGGAGCCUCAUGCCACCCUCAAUUUCCACCCAUACCAGGAGGACACCAAUCGCUACGACGAAGAUGACCCAGAUGAACAAAUCGUAGAAGAAAGAGACAACAUUGAGGUGGGUUACCGAGACGAUGGUCAAGAAGAACAAGGGGCGCCAGAAGAGGAAGAAGAAGAGACAGAACACAUGUUCGAGAAGCCGUUGACGCCGAGCGAUGUGGGAAAGCUGAACCGCUUGGUUAUACCAAAACAACACGCGGAGCGAUACUUCCCACUCGGCGGCGGCGUCGGUGGUGAGUCGGGUGGGGAGAAGGGGUUGUUGCUGAAUUUCGAGGACGAGUCAGGGAAGGCAUGGAGGUUCCGAUAUUCGUAUUGGAAUAGUAGUCAAAGCUACGUGUUGACUAAAGGGUGGAGCCGCUUCGUCAAAGAGAAGCGCCUCGACGCCGGCGAUGUGGUAUUGUUCGAGAGGCAUAGAGUUAACGCGGAGAGGUUCUAUAUUCGGUGGAGGCGUCGUGCCGCUCCCGUACAAGAUAGCCGAGCCUUACCUCUACCACUACCACCACAGCACGAGGGCCCCUCCGUCAUGGGCGCGUGGACCCGGGUCCUCUACUCAGGACCUGCACCUCCACUCCCUCCUCCACCUCCUUAUCAUCAACAACAUUAUCACUAUCCAUCCCACUUUCAUGGUCAUGGUCAUGGUCAUGGAUCUCCUUCUCCUAUGCUCUAUCAAGCCGACUUUCUUCAUGCAGACAUAGCAAGAACAAGGCCGCCAAUGGUACAAAACCCGACCGCACCGGGGAACUGGAAGAGACUAAGGCUGUUCGGAGUGAAUCUAGACUGCCAGAUGCUAGACGACGCCCCGCAUCCAUACCCACAACCCAUGCCCGAUGAUGCUUCGUCACCCUCUAGUCACCACCACCACCACCACUUCUACCCUAGUCUUCUUCAACCUCAAGCUCAUAAGGCGGAGGAAGAUAUCAUCAAUUUCCAGGGAGAGAUCAACCAAACCAGAAAUCUUACUUGCCGACCAGAUCUCUCGAUGUGACUGACUGUCGUAGAUGUACAAGAUUUGACCCUUCCCCAACUUUAUCUGCUUUUUUGGAGAAGUGGAGAUAUCAGAAUUGAACACUCACUCAGCUUACUUGUAGUUGUGGAGAAAGAAAGAAGGAAAGAAAAGAGAAAAAUGAAAAGAAGUAGAGAAAUGAGCAAUAAGAUGGAGACCCACAAGAAUCAAGACCCAGAUAAAAGAAGAAACCAGAGAUUAUUUAUCAAGACAGAGAAAGUACCAAAAAAACGUUUUCUUGAUUUUCUUGUGAGGAAUUAAUUGAAUUCUAUUUCCUCUUCUUCAAUCCAUCAGUUUCAUCAUCCAUUCUUAGCUAAGAUUUCUGAAGGCCAAUAUGAAGAAGAAGAAAAGAAAGGAAAACUGGGUCUCAAAGUGGGAUCCAUCCAGGAAGGGAAAGGAAGAAGAGCACGUCAUGCACCGGGAUCUGGGUUCUUUUUUUUUUCGGCUACUGUUGAGAUUUCCCAUGGAGAUUUUCUCUCACACACCACCUCUAGUCUUUUUUCUUUCUUCUUUCUUCAUUGACAUAAUGUAUACGGAUUACGGAAAGCAGAGGAAGAUGAUGAUGAUGAUGAUGAUGAUAAUGAUGUUUCAUGCAUGAAUGAAUAGAUGGUUAACACUGCAA